AUGUCGGUCAGUGCUAAAAUUCAUGUGUGUCACAAAUACGCGUGGGUGGGGAACAGAGAGGAGUUGGUGCAAGCAGAGCCAUCAGGCCGGAACAUUUCCGACGCGUCCACAGGCACGGCGACUGAUGGACCACGAAUGUUGGCAGGCUGUAAAAAAGCAAAGGUGAUGCGCGGGUCGAGCGGACGUUUUCUGUGUCCGCGCAACCCGCGCAACCGAGAGCUGGUGGACGCGGAGCUGCCGAGUUGCGACGCCGUGCGCAACGCUCGCUCGUUCUUCGAGUCGCGUACGCGGACAGACGAGUCCCCCGCCAAGGAUGACGACCCCUGUACUCGGACCGAAUCAUCGUCUGAAAGCGACAGCGAGAGUUCCGGCUCGUGCGACGUGUCAGAGGGCACGCGGACAGUGUCGCGGCAGGCGAUGCAGCGACUGCGCGCGCUCGGUCGCAGCGUCACCUACUUCGGCGGCCGCGUGGUGGCCGACAACCGGCCGGGCGGCGGCCACGAGCGCUCCUCGGCGCAGCGCCUGCUGCAGGAGAUCCUGCAGGCGCCGCGGCAGUACGCCCUGCCAGGGCCGGCGACGCGGGCCACGCUGGUUAAGAGCAACAGCUGCGGCAGCCGGCUUGAACUGCUUGUCAUCAGUGAUAAAUGACUUUGUGGUGUCUGCUGUCUGCUUCAUUCAUGCAUAGAUCAAUGAUCAAUUACUCAGUCAGCCCAGUUGUUGCUACCGUCCUUUGUGCACAAAGUGCUGCUGCUGGGCACAAGGGGUUGUUCGAUUCAGGGACCACAAGAUUAUUUAAUGACAAUUUGAUAUCAAAUAAAAGAAAUAUUAGUGUUAAAUGCUUAAAGACCGUCAUUGACGAAGUUUCUGAGCACACCAAUCGAUUCUUUAGAGUCGUAUUAGGUAAAGUGGAUAUUUUUCCGACCAAAAAGACGAGCGCGUAGCACAAGUAGAGCUUUAUUUUACCGCCAAAACAAUAUGAAUGCGAGAAGUGCGCAUGCGUCAGAGCUGGCUGGAUCUGACAAAGAAGUCAUUCGUACAGGCGGUCUCUCUGCAAGUGCUCAAACCAGCUCUGACGCAUGCGUACUUCUCGCAUUCAUCUUGUUCUGGCGGUAAAAAAGUUGUACUUUUGCUCCGCACGUCGCGCUGCACUUUUUGGUCGCAAAAAAAUAUCCACUUCGACCCUCAAGAAUCGAUUCAUGUGCUCAGAAACUUCAUCACAGACGGUCUUUAAGAAUUCAAGAUUUAUUCGUCUGCUAAAUUAAAGCUGAAAGAUAGUGGCUGCGAAAUUACCACAAUGGUUACCAUGUAAAUCAAACGGUAGGUCGUUUAGUCGUUUGCUGGCACAGACGUUGUGAGAAAGUAGCUCAAUAAAAGUUUUAUUCCAUCAUAUU
Cloeon dipterum is the source of this 1391-nucleotide messenger RNA. RefSeq lists its product as uncharacterized. Lineage: Eukaryota; Metazoa; Arthropoda; Insecta; Ephemeroptera; Baetidae. Bases 1 to 648 code for a protein of 215 amino acids. The record is from RefSeq and is a predicted model, not a curated record. The transcript is spliced from 2 exons.